Octopus sinensis (East Asian common octopus) is the source of this 1350-nucleotide messenger RNA. RefSeq lists its product as uncharacterized. NCBI's taxonomy places the organism in Eukaryota, Metazoa, Mollusca, Cephalopoda, Octopoda, Octopodidae. The record is from RefSeq and is a predicted model, not a curated record. Bases 1 to 1350 code for a protein of 449 amino acids. The transcript has a single exon.
AUGCUGGAAUCGUGCUCGCAGCGUACCCCAGAGAUCAUGAGUCUGGCUCACCUUGCUUACGGGUCCGAAAAUUCGCUCGUCUUUGACAAACACAUUGUCCGUUCACGGACUGGAGUCCAACAAGGUGACCCUCUUGGGCCCUUACUAUUCGCUCUGUCAAUCGACGAGGUGGCUCGUAAUGUAAAGACACCUCUCAACCUUUGGUACCUUGACGAUGCCACUAUUGGUGGCCCUGUUGAUGUCGUCUUGGAUGAGUUAUAUAAAAUUGUUUCUGCCCUGGCAAAAAUGGGGCUGAUAAUCAACACCAAAAAAACUGAGAUCAUAAAUAUCUCAGUCCCAAUUCAAGACUUUGGCUUAGUAAUGGAAAAGAUUUCAGAAAUCUUGCCAGACACAAAACAAACACGCCUCAACGAUGUUUAUUUUCUUGGGUGUCCUUUUGGAGAGUCCGAAGUGCAAAACCACCUCAGAGCUAAGAGUGUCGAAAUGUCCCGUUUUACUGAACGCCUCUCUCUACUCGACUCCCACACGGCCUUUUUCCUCCUCAAAAAUUGCAUCCACGUGCCCAAACUGUUAUAUUUAUUGAGAUGCUCGCCCUGCUUUAUACAAGAUGAAAUAUUGCAUUCUAUCGAUGAUACGUUAAGAUUGUGUGCCGAAUGGAUCCUAAAUGUCCGUUUCGAUAAUGAUGGGUGGACCCAGUGUAAACUACCUCUUAAUUCUGGCGGAGCUGGCCUAAGAUCCGCCCUGGACCUUGCCCUCCCAGCUUUCCUGUCCUCUCACUCAUCCUGCCGAAGGCUAUCCUUGGAGAUUCUACAUAAAUCCCCCGAAUCUUCUUUGGACAGGCCUUUUGAAGAUGGAUGUAUGCUGUGGAAGGAAUCAGGAUUAAAAUUCCCGAUCCAAACAUCACUCCAACAGAGCUGGGACAAAUUACGCUGCGAAUUCACCGCAGACAACCUGGCAAUGAGGCUCGACCAGCACCGCCUCGCCUGCUUACGCUCUGCAGCUGUGCCACACAGUGGGUCAUGGCUGAAUGCUAUGCCAAUUGCUGGCCUCGGAACAUUAUUAGAGGAUGACUGCAUGCGUAUCGGUACUGCACUGAGACUCGGACUUGACAUCUGCGAACAACAUCGUUGUAGAUGUGGAAAAAUGGUUGACGUCAAAGGUGUACACCCACUCUCUUGCAAACGAAGUGCUGGCCGAGCUCCUCGGCACUCCGCUAUUAACAAUGUUAUCUUAAGAGCUCUUGAGUCGGUGGGCUUCCCCUCGAUCCUAGAGCCAGUGGGCUUAGAUCGUGGAGAUGGGAAAAGACCCGAUUAUGUUAAAAUUCAAUCCAGAAUUAAUGUUAUAUUAUAA